Molecule: messenger RNA, 954 nt
Organism: Sciurus carolinensis (gray squirrel)
Lineage: Eukaryota; Metazoa; Chordata; Mammalia; Rodentia; Sciuridae
Product: olfactory receptor 4C5-like
Exons: 2
Coding region: 1-954 (317 amino acids)
Biological process (GO): G protein-coupled receptor signaling pathway
Cellular component (GO): membrane
Molecular function (GO): G protein-coupled receptor activity; olfactory receptor activity
Source: RefSeq, a predicted model, not a curated record
AUGGAGCAAGUGAACCGCAUGACAGAAUUCUUCCUGCUGGUCCUGACCCAGAACCCACAUGUGCAGAAACUCCUAUUUGCUGUAUUUCUGAUCAUCUACUUCCUCACCCUGUUAAGCAACCUACUCAUUGUUAUGAUGAUCACCACCAGCCCAGCCCUGGGUUCCCCCAUGUAUUUUUUCCUGUCCUUCUCAUCCUUCAUAGAUGGCUGCUGCUCUUCUACCAUGACCCCUAAAAUGAUAUUUGACUUACUUGCUGAAAAGGAAACUAUCUCCUUUAGUGGGUGCAUGACUCAGCUCUUUGCAGAACAUUUCUUUGGGGGAGUGGAGAUCAUCCUGCUCACAGUGAUGGCCUAUGAUCACUAUGUGGCCAUCUGCAAGUCCCUGUGCUACAUGAUCACAAUGAACAGGCGUGUGUGUGGCCUACUGGUGUCCCUGGCCUGGGCUGGAGGAUUUCUACACGGUCUGAUCCAAACUAUUUUCAUGGUCUGGUUACCCUUCUGUGGGCCAAAUGUCAUUGAUCAUUUCAUCUGUGACCUUUUUCCCCUCCUGAAACUCUCCUGCAGGGAUGCUCACAUCUAUGGGCUCCUUGUGGCUGCCAACAGUGGGCUGAUGUGUAUGUGCAUGAUCAUUUUUGCUAUUCUCAUCACGUCCUACCUCCUCAUCCUGUGCUCCCUAAAGACUGGAAGUCCUGAAGAGCGGUGGAAGGCUCUCUCCACCUGUGCCUCCCACAUUGCUGUAGUGGUCCUCUUCUUUGUGCCCUGUAUAUUUGUAUACUUUCAGCACAUGGUGACCUUCCCCAUUGACAAAGUGGUGGCUGUGUUUUAUACUAUGGUGACACCCAUGCUAAACCCUUUAAUCUACACCCUCAGAAACACAGAGGUGAAGAACGCCAUGAGGAAGCUCUGGGGCCGAAGACUCAUCUUGGGCAAUGAUUCGAAUGAAGAGAGAAUAUAA